Molecule: messenger RNA, 663 nt
Organism: Tinamus guttatus (white-throated tinamou)
Lineage: Eukaryota; Metazoa; Chordata; Aves; Tinamiformes; Tinamidae
Gene: DNAJB8
Product: DnaJ heat shock protein family (Hsp40) member B8
Molecular function (GO): Hsp70 protein binding
Source: RefSeq, a predicted model, not a curated record
AUGGUGGAUUAUUACAAAGUCCUCGGACUGCAGAAAAGCGCCUCUCAGGAUGACAUUAAGAAAUCCUACCGCAAACUGGCACUGAAAUGGCAUCCUGAUAAGAACCCCAACAACAAGGAGGAGGCUGAAAAGAAAUUCAAAGCAGUUGCCGAGGCAUACGAGGUCUUGUCAGACCCUCAGAAACGAUCUCUCUAUGACAGACCUGUUAAGGAUAUCAGGUGCCAAGGAGGAAGAGGUGCUGCAGGGGGACGUAACCCUUUCGAUUCCAGUUUCAUAUUCCGUAGCCCCGAGGAGAUCUUUAGAGAAUUCUUCGGAGGGUUGGAUCCCUUCUCACAUGAUUUCUGGGACAACUCAUUUGACAGCCAAGGUGAAAACAGACACAGAACAAGUGGCAGAGGAAACGGUCUCAGCUUGUUUCCUGACUUUAUGCGGUCAUUCAUAUCAUUCAAUUCCUUUGGCCCCAGUGAGCAGACCGCCUUCUCCUUUGGUGGGGACGCAGCUGGGUCACACACUUUCAGAUCAGUCUCUACCACUAGCGAAGUGAUCAACGGCAGGAGGAUCACAACCCGGAAAAUCAUUGAGAACGGGCAGGAGAGAACAGAAGUGGAAGAAGACGGUCAGUUGAAGUCUGUAAAAGUAAAUGGGAGAGAACAGCUGAAAUGA